AUGAGUUGUACGGAAAAUGAAAGCGGACCUUUUGUGGUGUUCUUCUUACCAGCGGUCGUUGGGUGCCUGACCAUACUCCUGGCACGUCGCUGGGCGAACUCCCCAGUGAGCAAUACUUCGUCUACGGCCGUCUCCAGACGGCGAAAGAUUAUUAAAGACCCGCUUAUCAAGCGGCCUCUGCCGCCGAUAGCUUAUAAAAUGAUGCCACCUGGAUCUAAAAAAGCUACUGGAGUUAAUAAAAAGGGAGCAUUCCCAGCUCCAGAGGAAGAGAUGAAUGGUGGUGGAAAACGGGUGGGACGCAUCACACGUCUAGCAUCUACUCCUCUACCUUCAGUAAAUCUCUCUGACAUUAAGUUAGCAGAUGGGCCUAUUGCCCCCAAACACAUCCCGUUUCCUUAUAUACCACAAGAUGGAACUCUUUUGUUCGAAGCUAUGUCGUUUGUCUUUACUUUAAUUGCUACUGGACUGCAGUUUCUUAAUUUGUAUAGAACAGCUUGGUGGUUGCCACAUUCAUAUACAAAUCAAGCUAUGAACUUCUACUUGAUAGACCCUCAUCUAGUGGCAUUCAUAGUGACGAUAAUAUUCAGGAAACUUCUACUAAGUAUUGGUUUGGUUGUGCUGAGAGCUGUUCUUGCACCCAAGAUGAUGCCUCACGCUACGGUUGCUGCCAGAAUGUUUGUGCUGGGUUUGGUUCUUGGAGCUCUUGCUUGGUGUACAUACUUCAUUGUUCUCAAAUAUCCUGUAAUGAAGAUAUUCUAUUUGUGCUAUCCAGCAGUAAUAUACUUCCUUCUCUUCGGUUUCCAGUCCAGUCCCUUCCUAGAACUGAACAACAGUGAGCCACCGCUGCACUGUUGCUCUCAUGACGCUGCCCAAGUCAGGGCAGAGGUGGACGCGCUCCGGCAAGACUUUAACGUUCGCAUGAAGAAAAUCAUAUUCAAUUCUGUAGUUGGAGCAUACUACUCAAGUUUUAUACCGUGUUGUUUUGCACAGCCGUACCUGUACUACGACGUGUACGCGGCGUCACAGCAGACCGCGUUCGUGUGGGCGGGGCUGUUCGCGCGGCACGUGGCGCAGCUCGUGGGCGCGCCCUACUGCGACGUGCCGCACCGCGCCGCUCUGCACCUCGGCCGCUGGCGCCGCGACGCCGCCAGCUCAGAUAGUUGCGAGGCCGUUCCUUGGUGCCCAGAGCGGGUGUGGUCCUUCGGCUCUAAAGUGACGUUAGACUCUCGUACUUAUAUCGCAGUAUCUCCCGCCGUCGCGGCGAACCCCGCCUCGGUAGCACACUCGCGAUUCUAUACGGUGUUCGUAAAUCCAUCGCUGUUAUUGUGUGGAAUGCUAUGUCUUCAACUUUCCCUGAUAGUGCUUCAACUGUGUUUACUGUUUAGUUCAAUACAGUGGCACAACUUCAUGUCAAUAGUUAUACUACUAUUCAUCAAUUACUACACACUAUUCAAGAUGGUGCGGGACUAUCUCGUAGCGUGGAAAGUCUACAAAGCAGAAAAUAUGCUACAAGACAAAAAUGGCCCAGUACAAUCUGUUGCUAAUUGA
Arctia plantaginis is the source of this 1548-nucleotide messenger RNA. The record is from the annotation of a GenBank genome assembly. NCBI's taxonomy places the organism in Eukaryota, Metazoa, Arthropoda, Insecta, Lepidoptera, Erebidae.